UAUUAAAUGUAGAAUGAAAUAAUAACAAUAAAAUAUAAUGACAGAAGAUGAGAAAUAUGUGCUCUUUUUCAAAACAAUUUAAUUUGUUGUUGUUUUAUGUUUUAAGGCCCCUGCCACUAAAACAGGGGGUACUUUAGAAGACCAGAUUCUUGAAGCUAAUCCUGCAAUGGAGGCUUUUGGAAAUGCCAAGACACUGAGGAAUGACAACUCGUCCCGUUUUGGUAAGUUCAUCAGGAUCCAUUUUGGACCAACGGGGAAACUGGCUUCCGCUGACAUUGAUAUAUAUCUUCUGGAAAAAUCCAGAGUGAUAUUUCAGCAGCCUGGAGAGCGUAGUUACCACAUAUACUACCAGAUCAUGUCACAAAAGAAGCCUGAACUUCUUGACAUGCUUCUGGUCUCUUCAAACCCCUAUGACUACCAUUUUUGCUCCCAAGGUGUGACAACGGUGGAGAAUAUGGAUGACAGGCAGGAGCUUAUGGCUACUGAUAAGAAAUCUCUCAUCACCUCUAAAACCAAAUGA
Molecule: messenger RNA, 520 nt
Organism: Sinocyclocheilus grahami
Lineage: Eukaryota; Metazoa; Chordata; Actinopteri; Cypriniformes; Cyprinidae
Product: myosin-7B-like
Exons: 6
Coding region: 167-520 (117 amino acids)
Biological process (GO): actin filament organization
Cellular component (GO): actin cytoskeleton; cytoplasm; myosin complex
Molecular function (GO): microfilament motor activity; actin filament binding; ATP binding
Source: RefSeq, a predicted model, not a curated record